UGCUCCACCCCCUUUCCUACAGUAUAAAUACUACAGAUUGUUUUCAUGGAUUCACCCCUGGACUCAGAAAGAGAACUCAUGUUCUCACCUACUAGGAAAAGUCAAAGAGAAAUUUCUUGAAGAAAAAGGGCAAUGGACCUGAUUCCAAACUUUGCCAUAGAAACAUUGACACUGCUGGCUACCAUCCUGAUGCUCUUGUACCUUUAUGGGACCUCUUCUCAUGGACUGUUUAAGAAGCUGGGGAUUCCUGGACCCAAACCUCUGCCUUUUGUUGGGACAAUGCUUAACUACAGGAGGGGCAUAUCGUUAUAUGAUAUAGAAUGCCAAAAACAGUAUGGAGAUAUGUGGGGGUUGUUUAAUGGGCUGCUCCCUGUGCUGGUUAUCACAGAACCAGAUAUGAUUAAGAAUGUGCUAGUGAAAGAAUUUUAUUCUAUCUUCACAAAUAGACAUCUUUUUGGUCCACUUGGAUUUAUGAAAAAAAGUAUAACAACUUCUGAGAAUGAAGAAUGGAAAAGAAUCCGAUCAUUGCUGACACCAGCCUUUAGCAGUGGAAAACUAAAGGAGAUGUUCCACAUCAUCCAAGAAUAUGGAGAUGCGCUGGUGAAAAACAUGAGUCGGGAAGUAGAGAAGGGCAAGAGUGUUACCAUGAACAACUUCUUUGGGGCCUACACCAUGGAUGUGAUCACUGGUACUUUAUUUGGAGUGAAGGUGGAUUCCCUCAACAACCCCCAGGAUCCCUUUGUGAAAAACACCAGAAAGCUUUUUAUAUUUGACUAUUUUAAUCCAUUGGCUUUCUCUACAGCACUGUUUCCAUUCCUUUCCAGAAUAUAUAACAAAGUAAACAUCUGCAUCUUUCCAAGUGAUGCUACAUCAUUUUUUAAAAAAUUUAUAGAAAAGACCAAAAAAGAUCGGCUUGAAAAUACCCAAGAGCACCGAGUGGAUUUUCUUCAGCUGAUGAUGAACUCCCAGAAUUCCAAAGACAUGGAAUCCUAUAAACCUCUUUCUGAUCUGGAGAUCCUGGCCCAAUCAAUCACAUUUAUUUUUGCUGGCUAUGAGACAACAAGCACUGCUCUUUCCUUUAUUACAUAUUUACUGGCAAUUUACCCCAAUGUUCAGAAGAAACUCCAGCAUGAGAUUGAUGCAGUCCUGCCCAAUAAGGCACCUGCCACUUAUGAAGCCCUGGUAAAGAUGGAAUACCUGGACAUGGUGGUGAAUGAAACUAUGAGAUUAUAUCCAGUUGCUACCAGGGUUAACAGACUCAGUAAGAAAGAUGCUGAAAUCAAUGGUGUGUUCAUUCCAAAAGGGACAGUGGUGGUCAUACCUGUCUUUGUUCUUCACCGAGAUCCAAAAUACUGGCCAGAUCCUGAGGAGUUCCGUCCUGAAAGGUUCAACAAGGAGAAUAAAGAUAGAAUCAAUCCUUAUACAUACCUGCCUUUUGGAUAUGGUCUUAGAAACUGCAUUGGCAUGAGGUUUGCUCUCAUCAACAUGAAGCUUGCAAUUGUCAAAAUUUUGCAGAACUUUUUCCUGAGUCCUUGUGAAGAAACAGAGGUUCCCUUGAAAUUAGGUAAGAAAAUGACUCAUACUCCAGAAAAGCCUAUUGUCCUGAAGAUUAUAUCAAGAAAUUGAGCCAUAAAUGAAGGUUGAUUUUAUCUCAAGUACUGUUAUGUUCUUCAAAGUGUGCAUUCUAAGUACAUGGAUUUUAAUUUACUCCUGAAGAAAAUCUACAUUAAUAUGUAUUUAAUCAUGACAGAGUCAUCAAUUAUUUUUCAUUGUCUUGAUAGGGUCUCAAUUAUUGUGUAUGGAAGGAAAAUAUUAUUUAAAAAUCUUUAUGUUCUCUCAUAUCAAAAUUUGCCCAUUGUCCCAGAGAUAGAACAAUAUGUUUCAUUUCAAUGCCAAUAAAAGAUUGUCGUCAAUUUUGUCAAUA
Peromyscus leucopus (white-footed mouse) is the source of this 1924-nucleotide messenger RNA. RefSeq names its product cytochrome P450 3A13-like. The coding region runs from base 133 to 1626 and encodes 497 amino acids. The transcript is spliced from 13 exons. Gene Ontology annotation, biological process: steroid metabolic process; oxidative demethylation. Lineage: Eukaryota; Metazoa; Chordata; Mammalia; Rodentia; Cricetidae. Gene Ontology annotation, molecular function: heme binding; iron ion binding; oxidoreductase activity, acting on paired donors, with incorporation or reduction of molecular oxygen. The record is from RefSeq and is a predicted model, not a curated record.